Messenger RNA from Striga asiatica, 1265 nucleotides. The record is from the annotation of a GenBank genome assembly. Lineage: Eukaryota; Viridiplantae; Streptophyta; Magnoliopsida; Lamiales; Orobanchaceae.
UUUAAUUCCUACACAUCCCUUCAAAUCAUUUCCUUUUCACUUUUCAUAAUGGAUUAUCAAAGCUUGAGAGUUUUCUCGCUUUUGAUUAUAUAUAUGCUGCUAAAAGUUGUUGGUGGUGCUCGCGUUAAUAUCACUCUCAUACCAGGCGCUGUAUCAGAAGGCGCGGUUUGCUUGGAUGGGAGUCCACCGGGCUACGCGAUGGAUCAGGGUUCGGGCUACGGAUCCUACAACUGGCUUAUUUAUCUACAGGGAGGUGGAUGGUGUGCCGCCACAGCCUCUUGCGCAGAUAGAGCUAAAUUUCCUUUGGGAAGCAGUUUGAAAUGGAAUACAACUAUCUUUUUUGAUGGCAUUUUGGACCAAAACAGAACAUUCAAUCCAGAUUUCUAUAAUUGGAACAGAGUGCAUGUUAUGUAUUGUGAUGGCUCCUCAUUCCUUGGAGACGUAGAUGAAGUCGAUCCAGAAACCAAUCUCUACUAUAGGGGCUCGAGAGUCUUUAAUGCUGUAAUCAACGAGCUGCUGGCCAGAGGAUUGAAUUAUGCCGAUAAUGUAAUACUGACUGGCGGUUCAGCUGGUGGGUUAGCAACGAUCUUACAUUGUGAUGGAUUUCGUUCGCUCCUACCCAAUGCUCAACGUGUUAAAUGCAUUUCAGAUUCUGGCUUCUUUUUGCGCGCGACAAAUCUACCAGGGGUCGAUCAACGAGAAGAUUUCUUCGGCCGAGUGGUAGAGUUACAUGGACUUGCGAAUUUUCUGCCUGCAACAUGCACGUCUAGAAUGAAUCCUGAUUUGUGCAUUUUCCCUGAAAAUUUGGUAGAAGACAUAGAGACCCCGUUAUUCUUACUCGAAUCGUCUUACGACCAAUUCCAGAUAACUGAGUUGUAUACGCCUAAUGUUGGUGGGCGUCAUGCCUGGAAGAGUUGCGUCAAUGGAAGUUUAGGAUUUUGCAAUUCAACCGAGUUGGAGCUCUUGGAGGAUUUUCACUCCACCUUCGUACAAACAUUGCAAGAUCUCGAUUAUUCGACAUCAAGAGGCAUGUUUGUGCAUAAUUGCUUUAGACAUGGCCAUAUUCUUCAGAAGGAUGGAUGGAAGUGCUCGUCUCUGGUCGGAAAUGUAUUGCAAAAUAAAACAAUUGCGGGUGCUAUUUCAGACUGGUAUUUCGACAGAAAUGAUGUUAAAUACGUAGAUGCGAGCUCUGCCAUACGGAAUUGUAGUAGCAACUUCCAUGGAAAUACAUUUGAGAGAAAAUGUAUUGGGUGCAUGUGAAAAAG